Molecule: messenger RNA, 7191 nt
Organism: Olea europaea var. sylvestris
Lineage: Eukaryota; Viridiplantae; Streptophyta; Magnoliopsida; Lamiales; Oleaceae
Exons: 24
Coding region: 366-6938 (2190 amino acids)
Biological process (GO): protein secretion
Cellular component (GO): plasma membrane
Source: RefSeq, a predicted model, not a curated record
UAUUUUGGUUUGCGAAAUGAAUAGAGUUAAUGUAGGUGGUUUAUAAUAUUUUCGUUUUUUUUUUCCUAACCAAACUGUGUUGUUUCAGUUGAGUCACCUGUGGCUAAUACCUUCUCAACACUAACCAACCUGAAAUCCACUUUCAGGCGGACAGGCACUUCUCGCUAUUGUGCUGAUUCCAGCUGAUAUAUAAUGGUUGGUUAUGUUUAAAUUAGGAAGAUUUUAGUAGGGGCAUUUGUUAAUCUUUGUUGGAUCUUGACUGUUUUGAUACUGAUUCAUAAACCGAAGAUUUUGGGGAUACUAAGAGCUUGCUCUUAGUUCCCUAGAAAUGAGUUGAAUCAAGUUGAGUUAUUUAACAGGAGAUAAUGAGUUGUAAACUUCAAAAUUAUUUUUUAUGGGUUCCGCUUCCGUGCAAUGUGAUUCAAAGGAAAAACAAGGGUAAUUAUGUUUAUCAGAAUGGAGUUAAAGCAAAACCCUCCAAGGGUUCAAAUUUUCACACGGUUAAGUGUGCAAAGAAACAUGACUGGAUCUCACAAGGGAUCAAAUUUACUCAUUCCUACGGGGAAAAUGUCGAGCAAUUAUGGAAGAAGUUAGGAUUGCAGAGUCGUUGGAUGAUCAAUUCUGUGAGAGAACCUCUUGCUCGCAGCAAGACUUUGGUCAGGUCUGUGACUCCAUUUUGGGAAGAGGGGUUACUUUUAAUUAGGUGCUCUAUUUUUUGUGCAGUCAUGUCUGGGGUGUGCUUGUUAAUGUGGUACGGGCAGUUGAAGGCAAAGAGUUAUGUUGAAGCCAGGUUGUUGCCUCGUGUUUGUGCAUUACUGAGUGACCAUAUUCAGCGUGAACUUGAUUUUGGUAAGGUUCGAAGAAUUUCACCUUUAAGCAUUACUUUGGAGUCGUGCUCAAUUGGGCCUCAUAGCGAAGAGUUCUCUUGUGGUGAGGUGCCCAUUGUCAAACUACGCAUCCUACCUUUUUCUAGUCUGAGAAGGGGGAAAAUUGUGGUUGAUGCGGUUUUGUCUAAUCCAAGUUUGUUGAUAGCACAAAAGAAGAACUACACUUGGUUGGGGAUACCUUAUUAUGAAGGCACUCCUCAUGGGCACUUGUCAACUGAAGAAGGAAUUGAUUAUCGUACGAGGACUAGGAGGGUUACAAGAGAGGAAGCUGUGCUUCGCUGGGAGAGCGAAAGAGAUUGCGCAGCUAGGGAAGCUGCUGAAAAUGGUUAUAUAGUUUCUGAAGCAAAUUGUAGCCUAUCUGAGGGUGAUAUUUCAAAGGAGAGUGCAAGCCUUCCAACAAGGUUGGCAGUCCCCCAAGAGUCAUUUUUCUAUAUGGAUGAUAAAAUACACCAGAGACAGAGAGAUCAUCAUUGCAUGGAUGCUGGUGUGGAGUAUGAUUUAAAGCAUGCUGAUUUAGAGAAAGCGUUUGGUGCAAGAAUUGCUCAAUCCAGGAAUAUCUGGUCAAAAAUUAUACCUGGACCUAUUAGGCAUCAAUUUAAGAGGAAGUCCAAUGGCCGAGAUUUAUCUAUGGCAGGUGUUGCAGCUAAAAGAAGAAUUCUCGAACGUAGUGCAUCAGCCGCGUGUGCAUAUUUCCGGGGUCAAUCCCGUGGGGAAUCGGGAAACUUUACUGGGGCAUCUGGUGCUUGUGAUGUUUUGAAUUUGGGAAAUUCCUUAACACAAACCUGGAGUGAUACUGCCUCCUCCAUUUCUGCUGUAACUAGUUCUGAAAGAGAUGUGAGGAUUGACGAUCAAUAUGCAACACUUAAAAAUGUUGAUAAUAGAGAAGCAGGAGCAACUGAGAAGGGUUUGACUGACGAGAUUAUCCUGGAAGUAGAGAACAAAUUGAAGAAUGGCAGCGUUGUUGGAACAAGUGAUACAAAUAGUUUUUCUGUAAGUAAUGAAGAUUUAGAAGGCAGUGAUACCGAAAAUAGAACUACGGGUGUCAGAAAUGAACCUGGCAGGUCGGUGGAGCAGAUACAGGAUGCACAGAGCGAUAUGUUGAAUAGUCAAAGUGGCCAUGCAUCUCAAUUUUCCGAUUUGAUGGCUCUUGAUCCUUCACCUUCUAUGCAGUAUUUUAAAAACAUUUGGCCUUUGAGCCUGCGCUCGGCUUUCUCCUCCAUGUGUGAAAACAUGAAUGAGGCAUGGUCUUAUUUACUUGUCAGACAUUUGCAAAGGUUGAAGUCUGAGAUUGGUCGGAAAGUUGAGGAUAUUUCUGCAGUACUUUUUGAUGAAAUUGAUGAAGAAAACACUUCAGGCAUUGAUAAGAUUAUUCCCCUAGUUCUUGAUUCUGUCCAUUUUAAAGGUGGUACACUGAUGCUGCUAGCAUAUGGUGACAUGGAGCCGAGAGAAAUGGACGCUGCCAAUGGACAUGUGAAGUUUCAAAAUCAUUAUGGACGUGUGCACGUGCAGCUUAGUGGCAGUUGCAAGAUGUGGAGAUCGGAUACGACAUCUAAUGAUGGUGGCUGGUUGUCAACAGAUGUUUAUGUUGAUACAGAAGAGCAGAAGUGGCACGCAAAUUUGAAAAUUGCGAAUCUCUUUGUUCCGCUCUUUGAGAGGAUUUUAGAACUUCCAAUUACGUGGUCUGAUGGAAGAGCUAGCGGUGAGGUUCACAUAUGCAUGUCAAGAGGAGAAACAUUUCCCAAUCUUCAUGGGCAGCUUGAUGUAACGGGCUCGGCCUUUCACAUAUAUGAUGCUCCAUCACGCUUUUCUGAUAUAUCUGCGAGUUUAUGUUUCCGAGCCCAGCGAAUAUUUUUACACAAUGCCAGGGGUUGGUUUGGUGAUCUUCCUUUAGAAGCUUCUGGAGAUUUUGGCAUCCAUCCAGAGGAAGGAGAGUAUCACCUCAUGUGUCAGGUUCCCUCUGUUGAAGUAAAUGCCUUGAUGAAAACUUUCAAGAUGAAGCCCUUGCUGUUUCCGUUGGCUGGAUCAGUAACCGCCAUUUUCAAUUGCCAAGGCCCAUUGGAUACUCCUACAUUUGUGGGGAGUGCACUGGUCUCAAGGAAACUCACUUAUUUACCUGCCAAUACUCCUGAAUCGACUGCUUAUGAGGCAAUGAUGAAGAAUAAAGAGGCUGGUGCAGUGGCAGCAAUUGACCGCAUUCCAUUCUCUUACAUUUCAGCCAACUUUACUUUCAACACUGAUAACUGUGUUGCUGACUUGUAUGGAAUCAGAGCUACACUUGUAGAUGGUGGUGAAAUUCGGGGAGCGGGGAAUGCGUGGAUUUGCCCUGAGGGUGAGGUCAAUGACACUGCAAUGGAUGUCAACUUUUCGGGCAAUUUAUGUUUUGAUAAAAUCAUGCGCCGAUAUGUACCUGGUUAUCUUCAAUCAAUGCCCCUAAAAUUAGGGGAUUUAAUUGGAGAAACAAAACUCUCUGGGUCAUUGUUGAGACCGAGAUUUGACAUCAAAUGGACUGCGCCAAAAGCUGAAGGAUCAUUUUCUGAUGCUCGUGGAGACAUCAUAAUUUCACACGAUUACAUUUCUGUUAAUUCCUCAUCAGUUGCUUUUGAAUUAUGCACAAAAAUUCUGACAUCAUAUCCCGAUGAGAACUGGUUAAAUUGGAAAGAGUAUGGUAUAGAAGUUGCCAUGCCUUUCUCUGUGGAAGGAAUUGAAUUGGAUUUAAGAAUGCGCAACUUUGAGUUUUUCAACUUGGUCUCUUCUCAUGCUUUUGAUUCUCUGAGACCUGUGCAUUUGAAAGCAACUGGAAGAGUUAAGUUUCAAGGAAAGGUCAAUAAGAUUUCUCCUAUCAAUAACGAGCAAGUCUUGGGUUCUGAUAAAAAUUCAGAAUUUCCGUUGAUGGAAGUUAAUGAAGAUUCAAAGAGUCUUUCUGGUGAUGUUUCAAUAUCGGGUCUUAAACUGAAUCAGUUGAUGCUGGCACCCCAGUUAGCUGGAGUAUUGAGUAUCACAUCUACGGGUAUCAAGUUGGAUGCCACGGGUAGGCCAGAUGAAAAUCUUGCAGUGGAGAUCGUAGGACCGCUGCAGCCUAUUUCUGAGGAAAAUAUAUUUGGAAAAAUGGUGUCCUUUUCUCUUCAGAAAGGACAUCUGAAAGCUAAUGCAUGCUACCAACCUCUGCAUUCAGCUAACUUGGAGGUACGCCAUUUGCCACUGGAUGAACUGGAAAUAGCUUCGCUUCGUGGAGCAAUUUCAAGGGCAGAACUUCAGCUGAACUUUCAAAAAAGAAGGGGUCAUGGUGCAUUAUCUGUCCUACGGCCAAAAUUCAGUGGUGUGUUGGGUGAAGCUUUAGAUGUGGCUGCUAGGUGGAGUGGGGACGUGAUCACUCUCGAAAAAGCUGUUUUGGAACAAAGUACGAGCAAAUAUGAACUGCAAGGGGAGUAUGUAUUGCCUGGCUCCCGUGAUCGAAACCCUGCUGGCAAAGAAAAAGGUAAUCUGUUUCAGAAAGUAAUAACUGGUCAUCUGGGUAGUAUGAUAUCUUCAAUGGGCCGAUGGAGAAUGAGACUUGAGGUCCCUAAAGCUGAGAUUGCUGAGAUGCUUCCACUUGCAAGGCUGCUUUCUCGAAGUUCUGACCCUGCUGUUCAAUCCAGAUCGAAGGACUUUUUCAUGCAAAGUUUGCAAUCUGUGGGAUUGUGUGCUGAAGACCUACAAAAACUACUUGAGGAAGUUCGGGGUCAUUGUACUGCAUCAGAUGAAGUUGUCCUUGACGAGUUCAAUCUUCCAGGUCUAGCUGAGCUUAAAGGUUCCUGGUGGGGCUCUCUGGAUGCAAGUGGAGGAGGCAAUGGAGACACGAUGGCUGAAUUUGAUUUUAAUGGGGAGGAAUGGGAGUGGGGAGCAUAUAAGACCCAGCGUGUUUUAGCAGCUGGAGCAUACAGCAACAAUGAUGGUUUGCGCCUUGAAAAAAUCUUUAUCCAAAGGGAAAAUGCUACAAUCCAUGCAGAUGGGACGUUAUUAGGGCCGAAAACAAAUUUGCAUUUUGCUGUUCUGAACUUUCCUGUUGGUUUAGUUCCUACAGUGGUUCAGGUUAUUGAAACUUCAGCCACUGAUACUGUUCAUUCUUUGCGUCAACUUUUGGCACCAAUAAAAGGCAUACUGCAUAUGGAAGGGGAUCUUAGAGGGAAUCUAGCUAAACCUGAAUGCGAUGUUCAAGUAAGGCUCCUGGAUGGAGCAAUCGGAGGAGUCGAUCUUGGGAGGGCAGAAAUUGUUGCUUCUCUGACCUCAACCAGCCGUUUCCUAUUCAAUGCAAAAUUUGAACCCAUAGUUCAGAAUGGUCAUGUACAUAUUCAAGGAAGUAUUCCUGUAACAUUUGUGCAAAAUAAUGUUUCAGAGGAAGAAAACACAGAAAGUGAUAAAAAUGAUGGAGCAUGGGUUCGUGGUUGGGGCACAGAGACAAGUAAAGCAUCUACAGAUGAAGCUACUGAUCGGAAGGGGCCCAGAGAAAUAAAUCAAGAGGUUUGGGACACUCAGAUGGCAGAAAACCUUAGAGGUCUGAACUGGAACAUACUGGAUGUAGGAGAAGUUAGAAUCGAUGCUGAUAUUAAAGAUGGUGGCAUGAUGUUGCUAACUGCACUAUCUCCUUAUGCUAAAUGGCUCCAUGGCAAUGCUGAAAUUAUACUUCAGGUAAGGGGGACUGUUGAACAACCUGUGCUUGAUGGGUCUGCAUCUUUCCACAGGGCAACAGUAUCUUCACCUGUGCUUUGGAAACCACUUACCAACUUUGGAGGCACGGUUCUUGUGAAUUCAAAUAGGCUGUGCAUCAGUUCGCUGGAAGGUAGAAUAAGCCGAAAAGGAAGACUGUAUGUGAAAGGGAAUCUGCCCCUCAGGACGAGUGAGGCAUCUCUUAGCGACAAACUUGACUUGAAAUGCGAGGUUUUAGAAGUUCGUGCAAGGAAUAUCCUGAGCGGUCAGGUUGAUACCCAGUUGCAAAUUACUGGAUCCAUAACGCAACCAAACAUAUCUGGAAAUAUAAAGAUUAGCCACGGAGAAGCUUAUCUACCACAUGACAGGGGUAGUGGAACUGCUCCCUUCCCUAGAGACAUAUCAAAUCGACCAAAGCUGCCAGGUGGUAGUUACAGCCGGAUAGCUGCAUCGAAGUAUGUUUCACGCUUUCUCAAUCUAAUACCUGCUACGUCAAAUAUCCUGUUCCAUCAACCAUCUGGUGACCAAGAUGAUGCAAAGGAGUUGCUGCAGGCAACUAGUAAGCCAAAAUUAGAUGUCCACCUUACAGACUUAAGGAUUGUUCUCGGGCCUGAAUUAAGGAUAGUUUAUCCUUUGAUCCUCAAUUUUGCUGUUAGUGGAGAACUGGAAUUAAAUGGCCUGGCUCAUCCCAAAUUGAUAAAACCUAAAGGCAUUCUAGCAUUCGAGAAUGGUGAUAUAAAUCUCGUUGCUACACAGGUGCGGCUUAAGAGAGAGCAUCUGAAUAUAGCAAAAUUUGAGCCUGAAAAUGGACUUGAUCCUAUGCUAGAUUUAGCUCUGGUUGGAUCAGAAUGGCAAUUUAGGAUUCAAAGUCGGGCUAGUAAAUGGCAGGAGAAAUUGGUGGUGACUUCAACACGUUCUGUGGAGCAAGACGUCCUUUCACCUACUGAGGCAGCUAGAGUCUUUGAGAGUCAGUUAGCUGAAUCCAUACUAGAAGGUGAUGGCCAGCUUGCAUUUAAGAAGCUUGCCACUGCUACACUUGAGACCUUGAUGCCAAGGAUAGAAGGCAAGGGAGAAUUUGGACAAGCAAGGUGGAGGCUUGUUUAUGCUCCUCAGAUCCCAAGUUUACUUUCUGUUGAUCCUUCCAUCGAUCCUCUCAAGUCUCUAGCCAACAACAUAUCAUUCGGAACAGAAGUGGAAGUUCAGCUUGGAAAACGUCUUCAGGCCUCCGUGGUAAGGCAGAUGAAGGAUUCGGAGAUGGCAAUGCAGUGGACCUUGAUCUACCAGCUCACAAGUCGUCUACGUGUGCUCCUUCAAUCUGCUCCGUCCAAGCGCCUCCUCUUUGAAUACUCGACGUCCUCGCAAGACUAGCUUGGCUACAUUUACUUGCAAGAAAGCAAAAUGUUACUUCGAGGAAUAAUCCCAAGUUUAUUUUCUGUAAAUGACAGGUUUAAGUGUUGUUAGCAUGUAGUCACUGAUUUUUCUCUCGAUAGGGAGCGGUCAUUGAAUUUAAUUGUUGUAAAUACCUCGUUGUUCUUUGCUCAAUGAAUGAGCUUGUUUAUAGAUUCAAUAUAUAAGCCUAUUAUCAAAGGUGUGAGAAAAGUAUAUAUUUAUCUGGAUCAAA